AUGACAACUUCACAUAAUUUAUCAGAAAUUGAACGAAUUAAAGCUGAAAUUCAUCAAGAAGAACAAAUAAAAUUAUCACUUGAACAAUCAUGUCAUGAAUUACAAAAUACAGCUGGUGAAUUAGAAAAACGAUUAAAAAUGAUUGAUGAAGAAAGUAAUGAAUGGAAAACACGUUUUGAAAAUCAAGAAGAAAUUAAUCGUCAUUUAGCAAGACAAAUUAUUUUACUUGAAAAAAAUAUUGAUCAAGCUAAAGAAGAACAAAAAACUGCAAAAACGCGUGCAUCAAAAGCAGAUCCAAAUGAAGUUAGUCAAGAAGUAUUGAGUGUUGUUGAAAAUGAAAAAAAGAAUCUAUUGAGUCAAUUACGUGAUUAUGAAUGGCGAUUGGAACAAGAAAAUAAGGCUUAUCAUAAAGCAAAUGAAGAACGAAAAAUCUUAACAAAUGAAAUUACUGAUGUUCGCAAUGCAAUUUCAGUUAUGAAAGAACGUUCUCAAACAGAACACACCAAAACUGAACGAAAUGGACAAUUAACUAAUCGAGAACCGAAUGAUAAUAUUCCUAUGGAUAAACGUGUUAUUGAUCCAAGAAAAGGUCCAAUUAAUCGAAAUGCAGCAACACGUUCAUUACCAAAAUUGACUAAACAACAAUAA
Messenger RNA from Rotaria sp. Silwood1, 648 nucleotides. NCBI's taxonomy places the organism in Eukaryota, Metazoa, Rotifera, Eurotatoria, Philodinida, Philodinidae. The record is from the annotation of a GenBank genome assembly.